UCCUCCACAUUUCUACCAUGUUGCAUUUAAGUAAGGGGGAUUUUGUAUGGCUGGACACCGAUGCUGUCCUGCCGAUCGGGGCAGAAGUAAAGGUUACGGACACAGGACAGCUUAAGCUGAUUGAUGACUGCGAAAAGGAGCACAAGAUCAGCAAAAAGAUGGAGGGCAGUAUUCGGCCAAUGCACCCCACCUCUGUGAAAGGUGUGGACGACAUGAUACGGCUGGGUGACCUCAACGAGGCCGGGCUGCUCAGGAACCUGUUGGUGCGACACAAAGAAGGCCUCAUCUAUACAUACACAGGCUCCAUUCUGGUGGCGGUGAACCCUUACCAGCUGCUGCCCAUCUACACCACCGAGCAAGUGCACAUGUACACGGACCGGCGGCUGGGCGAACUGCCCCCCCACGUCUUCGCCAUCGCGGACGCCUGCUUUUUCAACAUGCGCCGCAACAAAAAGAACCAGUGCUGUGUCAUCAGUGGAGAGUCCGGGGCGGGAAAAACCGAGAGCACCAAGCUGAUGCUGCAGUUCCUGGCUGCCGUGAGCGGCCAGCACUCGUGGAUCGAGCAGCAGAUUCUGGAAGCAAACCCCAUUCUUGAAGCCUUCGGUAAUGCCAAAACCAUUCGCAAUGACAACUCCAGUCGAUUUGGAAAGUACAUUGACAUCAACUUCACAAAGAACGGAGCCAUCGAAGGGGCCCGUGUUGAGCAGUACCUGCUGGAGAAGUCCAGAGUUUGCCGUCAGGCACCUGAGGAGAGAAACUACCAUAUAUUUUAUUAUAUGCUGAUGGGCAUGACACCAGAACAGAAAAAAAUCCUCUCGCUUGGGAAGGCCGAUGAGUACAAGUAUCUGACCAUGGGUAAAUGCACAACAUGUGAAGGACGCGAUGAUGUCAGUGAGUUUGCUCACUUCCGUGCAGCUCUGAAGAUCCUCAUGUUCACGGAAUCUGAUUCCUGGGAGAUCUUGAAACUUCUCGCGGCCAUCCUUCACCUGGGCAACGUGAACUUUGAGGGCACCAACGUAAACAACCUGGAAGGAUGCAACGUGGAUCCCAAAGCACUGGAGAAAAGUCUCACUCAGCGCUCUGUCACCACCACCAGAGAGACCGUGACCAAACCUUUAACCUCCGGCCAAGCUGUCGACGGCAGGGACGCCUUUGUCAAAGCUAUCUAUGGAAGACUUUUCAUCUGGGUGGUGGAAAAAAUCAACUCCGCCAUUUACAAGCCGCCAGAGGAGGACAAAGAGCCCCAGCAGUCGAUAGGCCUACUCGACAUCUUUGGCUUUGAGAACUUUAAAAAAAACAGGGCACAGAUGCCACCAUGAUCCAAAAGAUGAAUCAGGUUCAUGCGAAAGGGAACAUCUACAUCCCUCCAAAGAAUACCCAUGACACUCAGUUUGGAAUCCAGCAUUUUGCCGGAGUGGUCUACUAUGACUCGCAAGGGUUCCUUGAAAAAAACCGUGACACGCUCAGCUCGGAUCUGAUUCAGCUAGUGGAGACCUCCUCCAACAAACUUCUCCGGCAGGUCUUUCGCAACGAGCUGACCCCCAACUCCUCUGUCAUUAAGAACAGUGCCAACCCCAGGAUGACCAUCACCACACCAAAAAGCUCACUCCGGCAAACGGCUGACAACAAGAAGCGCGUGCCAACCCUGACCGGCCAGUUCCGUCAGUCUCUGGAGGCCCUGAUGAAAACUCUGACAGCGUGUCAGCCGUAUUUCAUCCGCUGCAUCAAACCCAACGACUUCAAGAAGCCCAUGCUGUUCGACAGGGAGCUGUGCAUGCGCCAGCUCCGUUACUCUGGCAUGAUGGAGACCAUAAAGAUCCGGAAGGCGGGGUAUCCCGUACGCUACACCUUCGGCGAGUUCCUGGACCGCUACCGCGUCCUCCUGAGGACGUCAGUCUGCGAUCCCAAAAAAGAAAGCAAACAGAAAUGCUGCGAAAGCAUUUGUGAAAGUGUGCUUACGGGAGAAGGGGACUGGAAAACUGGCAAGACAAAGAUAUUUCUCAAGGACUUCCAUGACACAAUGCUGGAGGUUGAGCGAAUGAAGGAGCUUAACAAGAAAGCCCUUUUGAUCCAGAAGGUCCUCAGGGGUUACAAGUACAGGAAACAAUUCCUGCGGAAAAGGGCCGCUGCACUAGUCAUUCAAAAAUACUGGAGAGGACACAAAGGCAGAAAACUGUACAAAGUGGUGCAGCUGGGCUUUGCAAGGCUGCAGGCCCAGGCUCGCUCUCGGAAAAUCCAACUCCAUUAUAAGAGGAGACGGGAGGCUGCUCUCGUACUGCAGACCCAAAUCCGUGGAUACCUGGCCAGGAAGGAAUGGAAGCGCAAGCGAGAUGCUGUGAUUCUGCUGCAGGCACAAACCAGGGGCAUGCUAGCAAGAAAAGCUCUGAAAAGAAUGAAGAGAGAAAUGUACCUCUCUACAAAAGAGAAGGAAGAAGAGCGGCGAGCCAUGCUGGAGAAACAGAAAUACCUGGAGGAAGUGUUGAAGAAAAAGAGAGAGGAGGAUGCCCAAGCACAAUUGGAGUCCAAAAGUGACCAGCAGAUGGUGGACGAUGUCUUUGGCUUCCUUCCCCACAUUAUCGGGGGGCAGGAGGGGCAGGCACCUGUGGGAUUCGAGAACAUUGAAGGGAAACGGACUAUUAUUGAGGAGAUAGACAUAGAUGAGAUUCCAAUGGUUGAAGAUCUUACCCAAGACGAUUACGACGAUCUGGAUGAGUACUCCUUCUCCAAAUUUGCGUCCAUGUAUUUCCAAGGCGCAGCCUCGCACUCCCACAUCCGCGACAGGCUUCGACAGCCACUGCUCUCCCAUGAGGAUGAGGGAGAUGUUCUGGCGUCACUCACGGUGUGGUGGAUUAUCCUGAGAUUCAUGGGAGACCUCCCUGAACCAAAGAAAAAGGCCGUAGUUCAAGGCACUUCCUCACAGGAUCGAUUUCUGGCACAGGACUUGAUCUCCAGACAAGACAGACGUUUUAGCAACAUGGUGGGCCUUGAUCAGAGGAUGCUAAGGAACAAAAAAGAGCCCCAGCCUGCUCCAGUAUCCAAGGACUCAAUGCAGGCAAGAAAGACCUCUGUUUUCACAGACCUUUUGACAAAAAACAGGAAGGGUUCCGCCAUGCCCAGCGACACGGCUCAGAAUCCAAGGGGGUACACUGUACCAGAAGCUAACCCUCGAGCAAGGAAGGGAUCCACGUUCACCGAUCUACUGUCAAGGAACAAAAGAGGCGCUGUUCAGGAAAAUGGGCCACCAAAAUCCGCUUCAAGCAUAAGGAAACCCUCCAUCAUCAUGGAGGAGUCCGACAAUCUAUCCCAAGUGUCUAAGACCAGCACUCUGCAGCCUGUGAGGGAGGGAAGUGAUGUCAUGAUUGGAGAAGGACCCACCUUGGACAGGCCCCUCUCAUCUCUUGAGAAACUGCACAUCAUUGCGUCAUAUGGCAUUAUCAGACGCGAUCUCAGGGAUGAGAUUUACUGUCAAAUCUGCAAGCAGCUUCAGGACAACAACAACCGCAACAGCUACUUCCGUGGUUGGAUCCUGCUCUCACUGUGUUUGGGCGUUUUCCCUCCAAGUGAGCGCUUUUUAAAGUACCUGCAAAGUUUUAUCCGCUUUGCUCCGGAGGGCUACGCUUCCUACUGUGCUGAAAGGCUACUCCGCACAAUCAAGAAUGGAGAGAGGGGGGAACCGCCCGCCUGGCUGGAGCUUCAGGCAACCAAGACCAAAAAGCCCAUGAUGGUGUCUCUUGCACUGAUGGAUCGCCGCUCUAUUAACCUUCCAGUCGACUCAGCAUCUACAUCCAAAGAGAUCUGUCAGCUUGUCUCAAGCAAAAUCAAACUCAAAGACACCUUUGGCUUUUCUCUCUAUGUUGCUAUGUAUGAAAAGGUGUGGGCUCUGGGAAGUGGCCGGGAGCACGUGAUGGAUGCCAUCUCCCAGUGUGAGCAGGAAGUGAAAAGGAGGGGAGGCCAGGAGCAGCACGCUCCAUGGCGACUCUUCUUCCGUAAGGAGGUCUUCACCCCUUGGCAUGACUGCAAAGAGGACAAAAUCAGCACAGACCUCAUCUACAGGCAGAUCAUCCACGGUCUGAAGUUUGGAGAGUACCAGACUGAGAAGGAAGAUGAUAUCAUUGAGCUUGCGGCAAAGCACUUGUACGUCCAAUUUGGCUCAGACAGCAGUCCACAAAAUGUGAGAGAGGCUGUUCAGGAUUGCAUCAACAACAAGCUGCUUGAAGCAAAGUCAGAGGCCAAAUGGGUUCAAAUGGUCAGCACCGCUCAUGCCCAGUUUCAGAGUUCCGCACACAAAGCUGACUCAGUGAAAGCGGAGCUCGUCAACCAUGCCAGAGAGAGGUGGCCGAUGUUCUUCUCCAGGUUCUUUGAGGUGACCAAACUGUCAGGCCCCCCACUGCCAAAGAAAAGUUUCAUAGUGGCUGUAAACUGGACUGGUUUAACGUUCCUAGAUGAAAGGGAGAAGAGACUGUUGGAACUCACCUUUCCAGAAGUCACUGGAGUCAACUUCAUAAAGGAGAGUAAAGUAUCUGGUCAGACUGUUUGUCUGCUGACACUGAAAGGCGACUUCACCCUGAGCGGAUCAACAGCCGAGGACUUGAGCGAGUUGGUUACCAUGUUCCUCAGCGGACUCUCCGAGCGUUCUCAGUAUGCUGUGGCAAUAAAAGAAGUAAUCAGCCAAGAUGACCCUACACUGCUCAGCUUCAAGAGAGGAGAGCUUAUCAUUCUCAUCAAAGACAAUGAGUUUUCUCAGCAGCGUGGAUGGCUAAAGGGUCAAAAUAACAGCACUGGGAAGACGGGAGCAGUCCCAAAUGAGGCCAUUUUAAUCUUGCCAACGCUCAGCAAACCCACCAAUGAGGUCAUGAGCCUCCUCAACCUGUCGCCAAACCAGAGGAAGACCUUAAUACAGGCAAAUCAGAAAGACACCGGCACUAUGGAGCGACUAGCUCCUGCCACACUCAAAGAGUUCUCUCUCGAGUAUUUCAGGCAGCCAACGAAGGACGUGAACCAGCAAGUGAUAUCUAGGAACGCUGCUCCCGAGAGGCUGUGGGCCCACUCAAGAGAGCCAAUCAGACAGCCUCUCCUCAAGAAGCUGGUGGGGCACUCGGAGUAUAGCCACAAAGCGUGUCAGGCUUUCACUGCGAUCCUGAAGUAUAUGGGAGAUUACCCCACCAGGCAGAUGCAGACUUCCCUAGAGCUCACCGACGUAAUCUUCGGCGCCGCCACUAAAAACGAGGCACUCCGAGAUGAGAUCUACUGCCAGAUAAUGAAGCAGAUGACCAGCAACAACAGCAGGUUCAGCAUCGAGCAGGGCUGGCAGCUGAUGUGGCUCUGCUGUGGACUCUUUCCUCCCAGCCAGUCUCUGUUGAAGCACGCUCAGCGCUUUCUGGAGUCCCGUCGCAGAGAGCCCCUCGCCUCCGACUGCCUGCAACGGCUGCAGAGCUCUCUGAGGAUGGAACCCAGAAAGCUACCACCACACCAGGUAGAGGUGGACGCCAUCCAACAGAACAGCACCAAAAUCUUCCACAAAAUUCACUUCCCCAACGACUCGGAUGAGGUAUUUGAGGUAGCGACCAGCACCAGGAUCAGAGAUCUCAUCCAGACCGUUUCCAAAAAGCUGAAGCUGCUUUCAGAAGAUGGCUUUAGCCUUUUUGUCAAAACACACGACAAGGUUUUUAGUUUAAAUGACACUGACUACUUCUUUGACAGUCUGAGACAAAUCACUGACUGGUCCAAGAAAGUCAAGAGGAUCAAAGAUGGUGGGCCAGUCAACAUAGCCUACCUUGUGUUCUUUAUGAGGAAGUUGUGGUUUAAUGUGGUCCCUGGCAGAGACAUAGAGGCUGAUCUUAUCUUCCAUUUCCCUCAGGAGUUGCCCAAGUAUCUCAGAGGCUAUCAUGUUUGUAGUAGAGAGGACAUGGUGAACAUCGCAGCUCUGCUCUUCAGGGUAAAAGUGGGAAGUGACAAGAACCAAUUUGUCACCAUUCCCAAGAUGCUGAAGGAGCUGGUGCCUGCUGACUCACUUAAAGCCCUGUCUGAAAACGACUGGAAGAAGAGUAUUGUCACCAUGUACAACAAACAAGGUGGAAUGAGUGUUGAUGAGGCAAAAGUGGCGUUUCUGAAAGUGGUUUGCCGCUGGCCGACAUUUGGCUGUGCUUUCUUCGAAGUGAAGCAAACAUCUGAGAAAAAAUUCCCGGAUAUCGUGCAAAUAGCCAUCAGCAAGCAAGGAGUUACGAUCAUUCACCCAAAAACCAAGGAGGUGCUGGACAAUCAUCCUUUCAACCGCAUUGCGAACUGGUGCAGUGGAAGCACUUACUUUCACAUGACUGUUGGCAGCUUGGUCAAGGGCAGCAAAUUCCUUUGUGAAACUUCACUGGGUUACAAGAUGGAUGAUCUAAUAACUUCGUAUGUCAACAUGUACCUGAGGGAGCGGAAGGCGAUGCAAACCAGGAACCAGCGCUUCGACAUGUGAAGACAGUGGGGCAAGAGUUUAUGUCGGUGUUUUGAAGGAUCAGUCAAAUGUGUCUGUGCUAUUUGUUUUUAAAAAAUUGAUUGAUUUAUUUCUUUAAACUAAGUGGAAGUCAAUUUCUUGAAGGAAAAGUUCUAAAGCCAUUUAAUAUGUAAAUGUCCAUGCACUUAUAUAGCGCUUUUCUAGUCAGGUUCACUACUCAAAGUGCUCUACACUACGUGGUAUUCACCAUUCACACACUGGUUACACCAGUGGGCACACCAGAUGCUUGGGGUUCAGAGCCUUGCCCAAGGACUCUUCGACAUGUGGCCCUGGAGGAACAUGGAGCUAAACCACUGACCCUCCAAUCGGUCAGCAAUUGCUCUUUCCUCCUGAGCCACAGCCGCCCAACCAAGCAAAGCAGCAAGUCUCUACUACUGCUUUGCUGCUCUCUUGUUUCCAGACUGGAUGGUUGCACUCUGCACUGUGUGUGUGCUCUUCCGCACUCUGGUUGUCUUUGUUCUGUUCUUCUGAAACCCAUGGAAUCCCAAUUACAGAGAAAAUUGUGUCACAUUGCGCAAUAAUGCACAGCAAACAAAGGCAUCGUGGACUCAGUUUUAGAUGAUUUCAUUGGGAAAUAUCAAUACUGUGAACCCAACCCAAACAUAACAAAUGCUGUUAAUUCGGUAGUAACAAUAAAUUCAAUAAGUAAAGCUUAAUUCUUUCCUUUAUUGCUUCAAAAAAUAAACUUAACUGGUGAUGACUGACCACUAUGUGAAGCAGCAAACUAGCUUCCUCACACCUGUGGAAGAGGAGAAAGAAGGGCUGCAGGCUCUGUUGUAUGUGGGGCGUUUGCAUUUUCAGAGUUGGUUGAAAACCAGAGGUCAAGAGUAACAUGCAGGCCAUUUGGAGAGAAACAAACUCAUCAAAGGAUACAUUUGUAUUGAGCAUAUAGGGCUUAAAUCGGGGCACACAGUAAGGAUUAAAAGAUCAUAAUUCUUCAAGCAUUUGCUUGGAGGUUUUGCUCACAUGGGCUGGAUUGCAGUUGUCUGUAGUUUAAAGACAGGCUCUAUCAUGAAAAAGGAUCUACAAGUGCCCAGCAAAAGUCACAAAUGCUGAAUGUAAAGUGAAAUUCCUUUUUUUUUUGUUGCAAAUCGUCGAAUCCUUAACCAAACAUUGCUUACUUGUCUGUUGGCUAGCUUUCGGUCUCUUUUGCUGCCUUUGUUGGAACUUUGUUAAGCUUCCGUGGGGCCCACUGCCUCCGACUAUUGAUAACUGGAUUGUUGUGAAACCAGCCUCACAGGGUGAAGUGCCCCCCCUCCACUCGCUCAUGUACUACAUACACAAAAGUAAAACCCGCUAAUUGAAACAUUGCUCGUGAAACGUUGCAUCGUUUGUUUAUUCAAUGUACCUACGGCCACAUUCAUUGAUGAGAUCAAAUAAAACCUUUUUCCUAUUGAAA
Molecule: messenger RNA, 7898 nt
Organism: Menidia menidia (Atlantic silverside)
Lineage: Eukaryota; Metazoa; Chordata; Actinopteri; Atheriniformes; Atherinopsidae
Source: the annotation of a GenBank genome assembly